AUGGCCGACAAGCUGUACUUCUUCAUCUUCAACAUCAUCAUCUCGCUGCUGGCGCCGGGGGUGGCGGCGACGACGCUGGACGCCGUGUGCGACGACCUGCACCGCAGCAGGGCGCACCUGCGGCCGCUCGAGCGCACGGACUGCGCACUCAGGGACGACCUGCUCACCUGCACUGUGCGGAUCAUGUCCGAGUCGCUGCCGCAGAACGCCACGGCCACCGAGUACCACGCCGUCGUCAGGGUCAACCUCGACUACCGCUUCAGGUUCAGGGUGCUUCCCCCGGCGAGGGACGCCGACGACGAGCCCGGCGUCAACAGAGCGUGUUUGGUGUUGUUGGGGGUGGCCUACACGAGGGUUCGGGGCGGCGACGGCGAGCGCAGGACCAAGGUCCCCUUGCCAAAGCGACUCUUCAACCUGGCAGCCAACAGCGUCCUGCUCGGCGCCGACUCAGACCUCGAGCCACCCGGGGUAGCGGCGGGAAUCGUCACCUUCGACGAAAACAGCUGCCCUGAGGACCAGAACAGGGAGGAGCGACCUUCGAGCGGGUGCAUCAGGGAAGUGUCUGUUUCGGCAGUGGACGUGGCUGAGCAGUUGAACCUUGUGCUGCGCUCGUUCAACUACUCGUUUGCCGCGUCCGGCUUUCCGGACCGCAGCUCCAAGGGGCACUCGGUGGUGCGCAACCUGCCCACUGACAGUCUGCACAGCCUGCGCAUCCGCGGGGGCCUCGGAAGCCAAGGAGGCCCAGGGGCCGCCAAGGGGCCGGGCGUCGAACCCGACGAGCAGCAGGCCAAGGCCCUGCCGGUCGGCUUCGGGGUCCACGUCACUGAACUGGACCUCUCGUUCAACGCGCUCGGAAACAUCUCCACGUUGGAACCAGGCUCUGACAGGAUUCAGCGUCUUAAUUUAUCCCACUCGAAUCUUGAGAAGGUUCCUGAGUUUGUGCAGCACCAGAAGAACCUCAAAUCACUCGUCUUGGAUGGAAACCCAGCGCUCAUCAAGGUCGGAGGCGGUGCUGCCCUGAAGGAGGCUCUCAAAGGACUCAACCAACUCCAGGAGUUGCAGCUGUCCGGCGUGCAGACCGAGGUGCUGACCGUGGACACGCUGCCGGCGUUGUCGGCGCUGUCGCUGCUGAACAUGUCCCGGUGCGGGCUGCGCCACGUGUCUGAGGGCGCGUUGUCCACGCUGCCGGCGCUUCAAAGACUCGACCUGUCGGCCAACGAGCUGGCGGUGGUGCCGGCCAGCCUGGUGGUGCCGUGCCCCCGCCUCAGGCACCUCAACCUCGCGCGCAACAAGCUGGUCCGCGGGCCCAAACUCAUCCUAUCGCUGCUCCACGAUCUCGACGUCUCCAGCAACGCGCUGCAGUCGGUGGAUGACAUCGUCGUGGAGGGCAGGGUGGUUACCUUGCACCUGGCGCACAACAUCAUUCGCUCUUUGGAAGGCGCCCGCUUUUCCACCUGGGCCGAAAAUGUCGACGUCUCACACAAUUUGAUCUCAGCUCUGAGUUUGCGCAGCGGACGUCGAGAGGUGGAGGGCCUUGUUUCCAUCAAUCUGAAUGGCAACCCUUUCGAUUGCAACGACUGCAACAUCGUUGAAACUCAGGUGUGGUUGAACGAGACGAUGGUGUUGGUGAAACCCUCGCCGGCGCUGAUCAUGUGCAGCGGCGCAGAAGACUUGCGAGUGAUGGAUGUGUUGUUGCCCGAGUGCGUACCCACCGUGGACUUGGCCCUGCUGAUUGUGGCCCCUGUGCUCGCGCUGCUGGCCAUGCUAGCAGCCCUUUUGGCCGUAAUUGGCCUCCGCAGGGCUGGCUGGCUCAAUGACUGCUCCAUUUGCUGCGGGGUCGAAGACGACAACGACAUUCCGUGAACUCUCUGGAAGUGUCUAUUACUCUCCUUAUAAGAUUUUUCAUAGCAGUACAAAUCUCUAGUUAACUAAUGGCUUGCCACACAAAGUAUUAAAUCGCAAUUAUCUUGCGAGCGACUGUUAAAUCACAAAAUCAGAGGAGGCACUCCUCAUUGAAGACCUGUAUUUUAGUUUCUCUCUCCCUUGUAGCGGUACAAAAUUCGAGCCAAAUUCCGCGCAAAAUGCAAUGCUUGAGUGCGUUGAGUAUAUUUUUGUUCUAGUCUUGUUGCGAUGAUUGUAAAGAUUUAAUUUUUUGUACAUAAUGGUGAUUUCCGUGGAGAUCAUACUUUGUUUAUCACUGAAUUUUAAAGGAAGGAUUUUCGACCUGUGCUUCUUAAAUAUCAGCAGCUCUCUUUCGGAGGACGCGAUAUUGUUUUAAAUAUUCGAGAGCGUUCCUACGUAAUUUAUUGUUUGUAAAAAUGUUGAGAUUUAUUGCAACUAAAUAAAGCUUGUUAUAUAAAAUU
Cloeon dipterum is the source of this 2363-nucleotide messenger RNA. RefSeq names its product toll-like receptor 3. Lineage: Eukaryota; Metazoa; Arthropoda; Insecta; Ephemeroptera; Baetidae. Gene Ontology annotation, molecular function: protein binding. The transcript has 6 exons. The record is from RefSeq and is a predicted model, not a curated record. Gene Ontology annotation, cellular component: extracellular matrix. The coding region runs from base 1 to 1863 and encodes 620 amino acids.